Molecule: messenger RNA, 1106 nt
Organism: Vitis vinifera (wine grape)
Lineage: Eukaryota; Viridiplantae; Streptophyta; Magnoliopsida; Vitales; Vitaceae
Gene: LAR2
Product: leucoanthocyanidin reductase 2
Molecular function (GO): oxidoreductase activity
Source: RefSeq, marked provisional
AUGACUGUUUUGUCUGUGAGUACUCCUCCGGCUCCUCAGGCUCCUCUGGCGGCCACCGGACCUCGGACACUGGUGGUGGGUGCAUCCGGGUUCAUAGGGCGGUUUGUGGCGGAAGCCAGCCUCUCCUCCGGCCACCCCACCUAUGUCCUAGUCCGCUCCUCCGCCACGACCUCCUCUUCCAAGGCCAGCACCAUCAAGUCCCUCGAAGACCAGGGCGCCAUCCUUGUUACCGGUUCAAUAGGGGACAAGGAAGUAAUGAUAGAGAUUCUGAGGAAGUAUGAGAUAGAAGUGGUGAUAUCAGCUGUGGGUGGAGCCACUAUAUUGGACCAGCUCACCCUAGCGGAAGCCAUUAAAGCGGUUGGUAGCAUUAAGAGGUUCCUUCCAUCAGAAUUUGGGCACGACAUCGACCGAGCGGAACCAGUGGAGCCGGGGCUGACCAUGUACAUGGAGAAGAGAAAAGUCAGACGGUUCAUUGAGGAGGCCGCCAUCCCCUACACCUACAUCUGCUGCAACUCCAUCGCCGCUUGGCCCUACCAUGACAAUACCCACCCUGCUGACGUCCUCCCACCCUUGGAUCGUUUCCAUAUCUACGGUGAUGGCUCUGUCAAAGCUUACUUCGUGGCGGGUACCGACAUCGGAAAAUUCACAAUCAAAACCAUAAACGACGAUCGAACAGUGAACAAAUCGCUUCAUUUCCGACCUCCCAGCAAUCUUGUAAGCAUAAACGAGCUGGCAUCACUGUGGGAGAAGAAGAUCGGGCGGACGCUCCCCCGUGUAACCGUGGAAGAAGAUGACCUACUAGCCGCUGCCGCAGAGAUGUGCAUUCCCGAUAGCAUCGUCGCGUCCUUCACUCACGACAUCUUCAUAAAGGGAUGCCAAGUAAAUUUCAGCUUGGAUAAACCUACAGACCUAGAAGCCACGUCUCUUUAUCCGGAGAUGCAGUUCAGGACCAUAGAUGAGUGCUUCGAUGAGUUCGUGGAGAAGAUAAUGGGAGGUCAAGCAGCAGCCGAGAAGGAGGGCAUUGUGGUGCCCGCUUCUGCCCCGGAUGCUUUGGUCAUCACUGCUACCUGCGCCUGAUCACCGCCACUUCUCUCGACAUAAAUGAU